GCUGUUUCAGAAUUAAAGGGAGCAGAUUUGUACUGCUCCACCACCCAUAGUGUCUUUUUCUUCAGACUCUGCUACCUGCACAAUUUAAUUUAAGAACAUACCAACCACCUAACAAAUAUUGAAGAACUUUCUGCAAAAGAAACAUUUUAGAUGUACAGAAAAUUAUGCAUGUCACAGUUACCCUGACUUGUAGAUGUCAAAUAGCAAGAACAUGAAUUUACAAGUUUUCACAUGUAUUUCAGCAAUAUAGAAAUAAGAGGGAGAAGUUUUUGUUGUUGUUUUUUUGCAAAUAGUGUUUCUUGUUAUAUUACACAGUAAUUGAUUCCUCUUGUAUAUUUAGAAAUAUACAGUAAGUAUGUUUUAUAUUUUAGUAAUCACUGAUCAGGGAUGACAAAAUUAACUGCUUGUCAAAAGUGCAUCUUAUGAAUUCUGAACUGAACUAUCAUUGUGCAUUGUUUAUGCUGUCCUCAUUUUUAGCCAAGUUGCAACAAAGUUGAACUCGGCUAUUGGUUUGGUGAUGCAGGCGGUUGGGUGUCAACAAUUGGUUUCCGGAUGAUAACUCGAAAAGUUUUCAAUCUAAUCAAAUGAAACUUGAAAUAUUGUUGGUUACCAGGUAAGGAAGACCCCUAUUAAUUUUGGAGAAAAAUGGUAAAAGGUCAAGGUCACAGUUGUUAUUUAAGUUAUUAAAUAUAGUUUAUAUAAGUUGAUUCUGUAUCAUAGCUAUCGGAUCUAUAUUUAGAAUAUGGCAGAUCUCGUGUAUCACGUGAUCAAAUAGACCAAUCAGUAUUAAGCUGUAUAGCAUCACUGCAUCAGUUUUGAAGUUCUUCUGUGGCUAAACAAAUUUCUUAGAUUCCUUCGGAAUAUUAUUCAAGGAUUUAUCACUUGUGCAUAUUUAUUUGUGUUCAUUGAACUUACGGUAUAUACACCAAACUGCGAAUUUGAACCUCGACAUGUGAAUGUGAGCGUGGGUGUUGAUACGGACACGCUCUAUUUGCAGUUUCCUUCAGAUUCUAGGAUAUUGUUUCUGUUUAUAUCGCUAAUAUUCAGUGUAACAUUACUGUGAUUAGUACCUUCGUUACAGUUAAACUUCGAAUGUGAACAGUGACAGGCUAAUGUGCGCAUGCUUUGUUUAAAUUGUCACGCUCCAGUUACCGAGUUUAUUACAAUCUUUAUGUGAUUACUGUGACUAAGCUACGCGUCAUAUCUUCUAAAAUGCCAGGAAGGAAACGAAAACAAAACGCUACAACAGCGCCAGUUAGGCAGAGACAAGUCAGACCCCGUCACGAAAACAAUUCGCGAUGGAAUUUGAACGAGCCUGAAAAUUGGUCUACUUCAGAAUUGUUUAAUAAACUGAGAGAAGCCAAUAUAAUCUUGCCAUCAAAUUUGAAGAAAGCUCAACUCGUGCAAAUAUUUAAGGACAAUGUUCUGAAUAAAGACAGAAGUGACUCAACGGACGAUUCAAGGGAAAUUCAGGUUCAGGACCGAGAGGUAAAUGUUCAAUAUGGCGAAUUGAAUUUACUUCCGGCAUCUUCAAUCAACAAUCCCGAGAACGAGGCUGGGCGGAUGUCAACAAAUGAUCCAUUCCUUAGGCACCAAGACGAGGCUGGGCGGAAGCAGGUAGAACUGUCAAAUGCUGUCCAAAACAUACAACGAUCAGUUGAGCAUCUCGCAAAUGAGAUUAGCACACUCAAGCGCCGCGGCGUUUCCAACCAGGACAAUGAGCCCUCAGGAUCAGGAAAUUUCACAAUUGACGCACCUACGCCAAGAAUAUCUUCCGACUCCGUCCCUCAUAUAGAAACGGUAUCGUCAAAUCUGCGAAACCAGAUCAUGCAAGGUAAGGAUGUCAACUUGGCUCUACUUCUUAUGCCCCACGAAAUUGAGGAGAAUAGUCUACAUGACAGCGAUGGGCGCUUCAUCGUAAUUAAAAACAACACUGACCCCAGAUUACAAAGAAAUCUGACUUUAAGCGAGUUUAUAGUGGCAUUCACUAAGUAUCGGAACAUCCUAUGCGAAUUCUUUCCAGAGAGAAGGUCCGAGUUAGAUGCAUACUUAAGGGAUAUCAUUGAAAUGGCAUCCACCACUAAGGGGUCGGCUUUUUACGAUUACCACAAAGCAUUUUCAGCAAGGGCCAGUACACUUCUACAACAGAGAAACAUCAGAAUUGAUUGGGCUAUUAGAGACACAAAACUAUUUACAACCAUAUUUGCCGGACAGACUAUUAAUCGUUGUGAAAUGUGCAAUAGUGUCACACAUUCGUCCCACUUCUGCCCCAGAAUUAAACACAACACCUUGCAAUCCCAGUCAAGCGCAUCACAACAAAAUCCGCAAACAUCUAGUCUGUGUGAUGUUCAGGGCAGGCCUAGGAUUAAACAUAAGGGCAAAGAAAUUUGCAACAAUUUUAACAGUGUGACAGGGUGUCAGAGGAAAGCAUGCAACUUAGUCCACAUAUGUUCAGAAUGCAAAUUCAACAACCACGCAGCACCCACGUGCAACAAACUGAAAGCCAAGCAAAGUAUCACCAGUGAAAAGGCGUGACUAUUAGAUGACAAAUCCCACUCAGGAAAUAUUGUUUCAGAUUUUAAGGUGACCAAAUUCCGACAGGCUGCCCCUCAAGCAGAAAAGAACCCAGUUAUGAUUCCUGCAAUGCAAGAACUCGUACUAUAUUAGAGGAAGAAGCUGAAAGAUUGUGUGAAAAUUCUUUGAGUGAAAGCACAAAAAG
Molecule: messenger RNA, 2719 nt
Organism: Ostrea edulis (European flat oyster)
Lineage: Eukaryota; Metazoa; Mollusca; Bivalvia; Ostreida; Ostreidae
Exons: 2
Coding region: 1213-2535 (440 amino acids)
Source: RefSeq, a predicted model, not a curated record